This is a messenger RNA of Penicillium angulare, 921 nucleotides long. RefSeq lists its product as uncharacterized. The transcript is spliced from 2 exons. The coding region runs from base 1 to 921 and encodes 306 amino acids. NCBI's taxonomy places the organism in Eukaryota, Fungi, Ascomycota, Eurotiomycetes, Eurotiales, Aspergillaceae. The record is from RefSeq and is a predicted model, not a curated record.
AUGUCUAACAUUCAAUGGGAUCCUCUGACUACCUGCGAGAUGAAUAUUCCCUCUCAAGAGAGCAGGACUUGCUGCGGUCGCACUAUCAAGGGUGCUUCUUGCAAGAGCCGUAUUACAUUAUCGGUGGUCCAAAGGGGCCACCAAAAAUUGAUGAGCCUAGCCAGACGCCCACUGGACUUGGCGACCUUGGAGCUCUGCCUUCGUGAUAUUGCAAAGUGCUUCUUGUGCACGAGUUGGCACCAGAGCCGGCAAACCGAUGAUGUUGCUCAAAGAUGGUAUCAAGCCGCUGUUCGAAACUCGACGCCAUUCAGUGGUACCGGCCGUUCGCAUUCACCGCCGAUAGCGCAUUCGUCUUCGAGAACCUCAGUCGUUCAGACAUCGGAGCUCGAUCCCACCGUCCAGUUAUGUACGCCCAAUACACCACCCCACAUGCCUGCUACAAGCCUGCCAUCUCCGAGCAUGGGGUCGUUUGUCACAGCUGCAACACUCAGAUCAAACAAUGUCCCGUGGAAUAUCUCGCCUGACCAUCCCGCUUUCCUAUCGUGCGUCACCAAUAUUCGGGCCGGCGUGCAAGGCAUAGAGCUUCAUAGUCUAGGCCACAGCGAUGGUUUCACCGAUAUACACUGCGUCUUUUGUCUGACAGAAGCUGAAGGAAAUUCACGGGAGACAGUGGUCCUAUGCUGCAUACAGUGCGGUGCUUUGUCACAUCUGGGGUGCAUGGAAUGGUGGAUGAAGAAUAGGGACAGAGGUUUCAAAAAGUCCUGUUUUGCUUGUGGCAAUGAGGGUGCCCUAAAGGCUUUCAUUCGUUCGAGCGGAGCCUUAGAGUGCGGGACGGGCGCAUGCGCUAGCCAUGCCACCUCAGAAACGGAUCCUUUGCCUACCCACAUAGCAAGAGCCGUAAUGCCCGAUCCAACCGCUUGA